UCGAUAAGCGACCGCUUCAACUGGACGAGCUGCACAGACAGUUGGGGUAACGGGGCUGUUUUCAACCUCGAAAAUGGUCAAAUCGGGGAAACUUCGAUCCGGGACGGGGUCUAAACUCAAACGGUGGAAGAAAGGACACAGUAGCGACUCAAACCCGCAGACGAGUCAGUUUCGGCAGGCUGCUAAAAGCCGCUUCUUCAGCCGACCCACCGGAAAGAGCGACCUAACGGUUGAUGCUCUUAAGCUUCACAAUGAUCUGCAGGCGGGUCCGCUGGAGCUCGGUGGCCGUAAAGAUGCCUGUAUGGAAGAGGAGCCAAAUGAGGCUUUUUCAGAAAGGACCUCAGGUACUUUCCUCAGCGGCCUGUCGGACUGCUCUAACCUGACCUUCAGAAAGGUGCAGCGCUACUGGGAAUCCAAUUCAGCUGCGCACAAAGAGAUCUGUGCAGUGUUGGCAGCUGUUACUGAGGUGAUCCGUAGUCAAGGAGGGAAGGAGACAGAAACAGAGUACUUUGCUGCUUUGAUGACCACACUGGAGGUUGUGGAUUCAGCCGAGUCUCAGGCUGCAGUGGCGUACCUUCUCAACCUCGUCAUGAAACGGGUUCCUGUUCCUGUGCUCAUGUCAAAGUUCUCGGACACCACCAAAGCUCUGAUGGAGGUCAUGUCCAAACAGGCCAUGUUUGAGACUGCCUCGGCUCUUAGAUGGAUCGUGUCGUGCCUGGCCACUUUGAUGAGGAAGCAGGAUGCAUCUGUCUGGACUUACCCGUCUACUCUUCAGGCUUACCACGGUCUUCUCAGCUUCACAGUGCACAGCAAGCCUAAGGUCCGUAAAGCAGCGCAGCAAGGUGUUUGCUCCAUUCUCAGAGGUAGUGACUUCCUGUUUACAGAUAAUGCCCCGACCCAUCACCCUGCUGCAGCGACCACAGCCAAGUUCUGCAUGAAAGAAAUGGAGCAGGCAGGAGGCAGCAAAGAGGACACCACCACACUUCACGUGCUGGGUCUUCUGAAGGAGUUGAUGGGGACAUUUCCUCUAGGAGCUGUCAAGUCGUGUUGUGAGACUCUGCUGCGAGUGAUGACACUCAGCCAUGUGCUGGUGACCGCCAGUGCCAUGCAGGCCUUUCAUAGGCUAUUCAGCGGGAAGUCAAACGCCUCAACCCUCUCACCAGAACUCAAUGCACAGAUCAUCACGGCUCUGUAUGACUAUCUGCCCAGUGAGAAUGACAUGCAGCCUCUGCUGGCUUGGCUCGCUGUCAUGGAGAAAGCACAUGUCCACUUGGCGAGUUUGCAGAGUACUCUGAGUUUGGGUCACCUCCCUCGCCUCUUCUCUGCGGCCACGUCCUGCCUGUUGUCACCUCAUACGCAGGUGGUUUCUGCAGCCGCCAAUACAUUAAAGACAUUGUUGACUGAAUGUGUUGCCCCUCACAUGGAGGGAAUGGGCAUGAUCACCGCCACCGCCUCGGCAGGGAACCCCUCCUAUGUCUGCAAAAUGUUUCGCAUCGUAGAGGAUGGAUUGUCUUACCGCUUCCACGCCUCCUGGCCAUUUGUGAUGCAGAUCCUGGGUUGCUUCUAUCGAGCGGCAGGGAAACAAGCUCACCCCAUCAUGACCAGGUCCCUGCAGUCUCUGGCAGACCUGCGCUCCACUCCUCAUUUCUCCUUCAGAGGUGAGUUGGACCUGGCUGUAGGAGGCGCUGUAGAGAGCAUGGGGCCUGAAGUGGUGCUGGGUGCUGUGCCUCUCAACAUCACCGGCUACGAGGAUGACUUGGAGUUCCCACGCAGCUGGCUGAUCCCGGUCAUACGGGACCACGUGAAGAACACUCACCUUGGUUUCUUCUCUUCCUACUUCCUCCCUCUGGCCUCUACACUCACGCAGAGAGCUGUAGAAUUGGAGCAAGCCGGUCAGAAACUUGAGUCCAAAGUCUACAAGACAUUACAGACACAGAUUUGGACCAUGCUUCCUGGCUUCUGUACAUGUCCUGUGGACCUCCUGGCAUCCUUCAAAAGCAUUGCCCGCACUCUCGGUAUGGCUGUGAAUGAACGGCCGGACCUUCGGCUCACAGUGUGCCAGGCUCUACGUACGAUCGUCAACAAGAGCUGCUCCACCGAGGAAGAAAAAGCUGAAGUGGGCCGCUUCUCCAAGAACUUCCUGCCCAUCCUUUUCAAUGUGUACGGCCAGAAGCCUGCAGCCGGAGAGUCCGGCACCUACAGGAUGGCUGUGCUCGACACCAUCAAGGUCUACCUAACUGUCACUGAAACAGAGAUGAUCUGCACGUUCCUGCAAAAAGCCACAGACAGAUUGAGCAGCUCUGACACCACCGAGUUCACACGGCUGUCAAUGAUGGACCUUGUAGUUGCCAUGGCUCCCUUUUUAGAUGAGGACACCAUAACUAAAACCUUUGAGCUGGUUAAGCCAUAUUUGGAGACCAAAGAGCCAGGCAUGCAGAAGAAGGCGUACCGUGUGCUGGAGGAGAUGUGCGGAGGAGAGAGAGAUGAGUGCAGAUCGUUUGUCGUAGCUAAUCUGGAAACACUCAAAGUCGUCCUGCUCGAAACUCUGAAAAAUGCCUCCUCACCAGCAAAGAGGCCGAGACUGAAGUGUCUGAUCCACAUAGUGAAAAGGCUCAAUGAAGAACACAAAGACUUUAUAACAACACUGCUGCCAGAGGUGAUCAUCUGCACCAAGGAGGUGUCUGUUGGAGCGCGUAAUAACGCCUACAAUCUGCUGGUGGAAAUAGGAAACGCAUUUGUCCGCUUCUGUGGGAACACGAACGAUGCCAUGGAGCAGUACUUGAUGUUAGUGUACGCAGGACUUACAGGCUCCGUCACUAUGAUCACCUGUACAGUGUUGGCGCUAACUCGACUGGUGUUUGAGUAUAAAGACGCUAUAGAUGUGACCACGAGGGAGCAGCUGCUGCACAAUGUGUGUCUGCUGCUGACAUCGCGUACUAGAGAGAUAGUCAAAGCUGCCUUAGGCUUCAUCAAGGUCAUCCUCUUCAUCAUGGACCCAAAGACGCUGGCAUCCCAUGCCACUGUCAUGAUGAAGGGAGUUGGGAACAUCAAAGACGACGUGAGGAGGCACUUCAGAACCAAACUGAAGAACAUCUUUACUAAGUUCAUCAGGAAGUUUGGUUUUGAGCUGGUGAAAAGCAUGCUGCCUGCAGAGCACCACAAGGUCCUUGCAAACAUCCGCAAGGCCGAUGCUCGCACCAAGAGAAAGAAACAGGCUUCAGAGCAUCAGGACGACUCCGACAGCGAAGACGAUGGACCUAAAACCAAGAGCCAAAGUAUUGAGGACAUCCUCGCAGAUUCAGACAGUGAUAUGUCAGAGGACGAAGGAAAGAAGAAGUAUGCUCAGAAGAAAGCAGGCAAACCGCAGAAAGCAAGGGCCUGGCUCAAAGAAGGAGAGGAAGAUGACCCACUUAACUUCCUGGAUCCCAAGGUUUCCCAGAGAGUGUUAGCCACCAACCCAGCGAUGAAAAAGAGUGCCAAGGUUGAGCACGGCUUCAAGGUGACGUCAGACGGACGGCUGAUCAUCAGAGAGGAUGACGAGGAGGAUGUAAAAGACAACGACGAGGGAGAGCUGAAAGAUAUCCUAGAAGAGGCUGGAGUCAGGAGUAAAAAGUCACAGAAAAGGAAGUUCCAAAAUGACAACUUCGAUGAGGACAUGGACGUUCAACCCCAGCAAAAAUAUAAAGCUGGUGGCUCAGGUAUCCACAGAGCCCUGGGAGGAAGAGAAGACAUGGGGGCAGACUACAAGUCAAAGAAAGGAAAAGGAGACAUCAAGAAAAAAGGAAAGCUGGAUCCUUAUGCUUACAUCCCUCUGAAGAAGUCCCAACUCAAUCGAAGAAAGCGUGCCAAACUACAGGGCCAGUUCCAGGGCAUGGUGAAAGGAGCCCAGAAGGGGGCGCUGUCUGGAAAGAAAAUGCAGAAGAAAAAGAGGAAAGCCUGAAGAACAUUCUUCUAUUCCUCAAUGGACUUAAAUUGCGUUGUGUGUGUGUGUGUGAGAGAUGGUGUGUUACAAAAUGUAGACAUACACUGUGUGUGUGUGUGUGUGUGUGUGUGUGUGUGUGUGUGUGUGUGUGUGUGUGUGUGUGUGUGUGUGUGUGUGUGUGUGUGUGUGUGUGUGUGUGUGUGUGUGUGUGUGUGUGUGUGUGUGUGUGUGUGUGUGUGUGUGUGUGUGUGUGUGUGUGUGUGUGUGUGUGUGUGUGUGUGUGUGUGUGUGUGUGUGUGUGUGUGUGUGUGUGUGUGUGUGUGUGUGUGUGUGUGUGUGUGUGUGUGUGUGUGUCUGUGUCUGUGUCUGUGUCUGUGUCUGUGUCUGUUCCUGACAGAAACCAGUUUGUUUUUAAACUGUUUCUUCUUUCAAAGCUGUCUCCGACAUCAUACAACUUGGUGGACCUUUGGCUGUCAAAGAAACCACGCCACUGUAAUCUGUUGGUUCUGUAUCGGAUAAAAAUACCCGCCGUAAAGAAACUGCGUUUUGACUGCUUUUAAGCGCCCACGGUGCACCUCUGUGUCCGUCCGCGGGAAAUCUCACAUUCUAUUGCAGUAAUCUAAAUUGUAUUUUGGGUUCCCAGUUUAGCUGCAUGUUUGUCCUCUGGUGGUUGCGAUGUCUCACACUUUAUCAAAACACCCUCUUCACACAGCUUUGAGUUUUGUUUUAAUUAAUUUUUUUUUUAGCAAGAUUGUAUGAGGUGUAUUGUCUGACGACUUUAGCAUUCAUUGCCGCUAGGUUUUGAGUUUGAAGUGUGCUUUACGACGCAGCCCAUUGGUGUCUAGACGGAGGGGAUGGCCGACUGGGCUGUAUUCAUUCAUUCAAUCACACAAUACGGCAGUUGUCCUUGCAGACACACCUGGCGGAGAUCUGCAGUCUACUGAGAGCUCCGCUCUACUUUUCUCUAUUUUUCACUGGAGGGCGCUGUAGACUUCUCGGUUAUUACCAGUGAACAAAAGGCAUCAUUCAUGCAUUUAAGAUUAUUAAAUACACAUUUGGAGCUGUUUCUGUACUGAAGUUUGAAGCAAUAUUUUCUUGUUGAUAAUCCUGACCAGAAACCCAGUUAUCUCUAGCCUGUAGUUGGUUUUUCAUGCAGCUCCAUAAAGGGUGAGUUUACAUACUA
Cyclopterus lumpus (lumpfish) is the source of this 5105-nucleotide messenger RNA. It is a transcript of the gene rrp12, whose product is annotated as ribosomal RNA processing 12 homolog. The transcript has 34 exons. NCBI's taxonomy places the organism in Eukaryota, Metazoa, Chordata, Actinopteri, Perciformes, Cyclopteridae. Bases 74 to 3940 code for a protein of 1288 amino acids. The record is from RefSeq and is a predicted model, not a curated record.